AUGCCUCUGGCGAGAUCCCUCUCCGUCACCUCCCUCAAUGGGCUGCCCCUGUGGGAAGACGAGGACCUUCCGGUGGAGGAUUUAUUGCUCUUUGAAGUGUCCUGGGAAGUUACGAAUAAAGUGGGUGGCAUCUACACCGUGAUCCAGACCAAAGCCAAAAUCACGUUGGACGAAUGGGGGGAGAACUACUUUCUCAUUGGCCCUUAUUUCGAGCACAACAUGAAGACCCAAGUGGAGGUCUGCGAACCUCCCAAUGCGGCGGUGAACAAGGCAAUGGAUAUCCUGCGGGGAAACGGGUGUCAGGUGCAUUUUGGCAGGUGGCUGAUAGAAGGGAACCCCUACGUGGUGCUGUUUGAUAUAGGAUCAGCUGCUUGGAAUCUGGACCGUUGGAAAGGGGAAUUCUGGGAUGCGAGCCAAAUCGGAAUCCCGUACCACGACCGAGAAGCCAAUGAUGCGCUUAUCUUUGGGUCGUUAACUGCCUGGUUCUUAAAAGAGCUGUCGGAUCAGUUGGAAGACAAGCCGAACAUCAUCGCUCACUUCCACGAAUGGCAGACUGGACCGGGGCUGAUCCUGUGUCGGUCCAAGAAGCUUCCCGUGGCAACGGUCUUCACAACCCACGCCACCCUCUUGGGGAGGUACCUGUGUGCCGCAAGUAUCGAUUUCUACAACCACCUGGACCGUUUUGACAUCGACAAAGAAGCAGGCGAGAGACAGAUAUACCACCGAUAUUGCAUGGAACGGGCUUCGGUACAUUGCUCCCAUGUGUUCACCACAGUCUCUCAGAUAACUUCCAUAGAAGCCAAGCACAUGCUGAAGAGGAGUCCUGAUGUCAUCACUCCAAAUGGCCUGAACAUCAAGAAAUUCUCAGCCAUGCAUGAGUUUCAGAACUUGCAUGCCACUUGUAAGGCUAAGAUCCAAGAGUUUGUCCGCGGCCAUUUCUAUGGCCAUCUCGACUUCAGCCUGGAAAAGACCUUGUUUUUCUUCAUUGCUGGGAGAUACGAGUUUUCAAACAAAGGAGCGGACAUGUUUUUAGAGGCCUUAUCCCGAUUAAAUUUCCUACUGCGGGUGCACAAGAGUGAUAUUACCGUCGUCGUGUUCUUUAUCAUGCCAGCAAGUACUAACAAUUUCAACGUGGAAACCCUGAAAGGACAGGCCGUCCGAAAGCAGCUCUGGGACACUGCGCAUUCUGUGAAAGAAAAGUUUGGGAAGAAGCUCUACGAAGCACUGUUAAAAGGAGAAAUCCCUGAUAUGAACAAGAUCCUGGAUCGUGACGACAUGACCAUCAUGAAGCGAGCCAUCUAUUCUACCCAGCGACAGAGCCUCCCGCCGGUGACAACACACAACAUGAUUGACGAUAGUAAUGACCCAAUCCUCAACACUAUCAGACGCAUCGGGCUUUUCAACAGUCGGAUAGAUCGCGUUAAGGUUAUCUUGCACCCUGAGUUCCUUUCUUCAACAAGUCCAUUAUUACCAAUGGACUAUGAAGAGUUUGUCAGAGGUUGUCAUCUCGGGGUAUUUCCUUCUUACUAUGAGCCCUGGGGUUACACUCCUGCCGAGUGUACCGUCAUGGGCAUUCCCAGCGUGACCACCAACCUCUCUGGAUUUGGCUGUUUUAUGCAGGAGCACGUGGCUGAUCCGGCAGCUUACGGUAUUUACAUCGUGGACAGGAGACACCGCUCUCCAGAUGAGUCUUGCAACCAGCUGACGCAGUUCCUCUAUGCGUUCUGCCAGCAGUCACGACGGCAAAGGAUCAUCCAGAGAAACCGAACGGAGAGACUCUCAGACCUGCUGGAUUGGAGAUAUCUGGGCAGGUAUUACUCGCAUGCCCGGCAUGUGGCUCUGAGCCGAGCGUUUCCUGAAAAAUUCGAGAUGGAACCAAAUGCUCCUCCAAAGACCGAAGGAUUCCGGUUUCCCCGCCCAUCGUCGGUACCCCCUUCGCCCUCUGUGUCUCAGCACAACAGUCCCCACCAAAGUGACGACGAAGCCGAAGAUGAGGAUGAAAGGUACGACGAAGAGGAAGAGGCCGAGAGGGAUAGGCAGAACAUAAAAUCUUUCGGCCUCAGCGCUGUGCCCCAAGGGAAGAAGAAGCAGCAUGGAGAAUACAGGAACUGA
This is a messenger RNA of Euleptes europaea (tarantolino), 2112 nucleotides long. It is a transcript of the gene GYS2, whose product is annotated as glycogen synthase 2. Gene Ontology annotation, biological process: glycogen biosynthetic process. Gene Ontology annotation, cellular component: cytoplasm. The record is from RefSeq and is a predicted model, not a curated record. The transcript is spliced from 16 exons. NCBI's taxonomy places the organism in Eukaryota, Metazoa, Chordata, Lepidosauria, Squamata, Sphaerodactylidae. Gene Ontology annotation, molecular function: alpha-1,4-glucan glucosyltransferase (UDP-glucose donor) activity. The coding region runs from base 1 to 2112 and encodes 703 amino acids.